AUGCACAUCGAAUCUUACAUCAAACUAAGCACGAUGAGUAGCACCACCCCAAGUCCGAUGCCCAAGACAAUCGCCAUAUGGUUCUUCUUCAGUUUCGCGUCUUCUGCCAUCCCUCCGAGUCCAGGAUUCUUUGUUGCACGAACGGGUAGUCAAAGUCGCGUCGAUGAGAUGGGCGAUGUGGUUACCAAGGUCGAAAGCGAAAUAAAAGAGCGCAAUCCAAAAAUCUUUGAUCCCAAAUUGCUAGUGAUCACAAGCUAG
Molecule: messenger RNA, 258 nt
Organism: Penicillium vulpinum
Lineage: Eukaryota; Fungi; Ascomycota; Eurotiomycetes; Eurotiales; Aspergillaceae
Exons: 1
Coding region: 1-258 (85 amino acids)
Source: RefSeq, a predicted model, not a curated record